This is a messenger RNA of Paramecium primaurelia, 1005 nucleotides long. Lineage: Eukaryota; Ciliophora; Oligohymenophorea; Peniculida; Parameciidae. The record is from the annotation of a GenBank genome assembly.
AUGUCAUUAAUCAUUCGUAAUAUUUCCAGUCUAAGAGAAGAAUGGAAAUAAUUAGCUAAAAAGAAGAUAAAGAAAAAUAAAAGGAAGAAUUAAUAUACAUUACCUUAUUCUUUUGAUAACUCUAAAAACAAUAACACUAAUAAAACUGAUUAUCUUCUCAUAGUUAAGAAUAUUCCAAAUACAAUACCUAAUAAUAAUGUUUUUAGACUAAAAACAAAUAUUUAGUUCUCUAUGAGCAUCAAUAAAGAGUAUUCAAUGGGUUCACUCUCUAUUGAUCCUCAUUCAAAUAAUUAUAAAGUUGUCAGAACUGAUAAAAGAAAAAACCUUACAAUUCUAACAUUAGAUUAGAUAAAUAGACCUAUAACACCAUCUGAUGUGUUAUUUUAAAUAUUUAAAAGUAGAAAUGAAUUAUUAGCAGAAGCAUUUUAGAUGUUUGAUUAAAGAAAUCUUGAUCCUUCUAAAUUUAAAUUAAAUAAAAUCUAAGAAAUGAUUGAAUUUGAGUCAACUAUCACAAAUUUUCCAUAUGCAUGUUAUGUAUAAAUAUAUGAAAAUGGUAUGUGGAGAACAUUUUAAAAGAUAUUUAAUCAGAAAAUGCUCUAAGUACUAGCUAUUUCUGAAGAAAUGCUUAUAAAUUACUGUAAUGAAACAAAAUUAAUUCCAAUAAGUGCUUUUUUUGAUCCAUCAGACCAACAACUCUAGGUAUUUUAUAAAAUCUUCUCUGGGAUUGUAGUAUAAAAUGCAUCUAAAAGAGAUUACAUAAAUUAUAAUGGGGAAAGAUUCACAGCUGCUUUGAAAAUAAAGAGUUUUUUUAUUAUGGAUGAAGAUAAGGGUUAAUUAUUUGAAUAUACAUAUUGCAUAACUGAUUGUGAAGAUAGAUGGAUUUCUGAGGAAAGAGUUAGAAUGAAUGAAUUAGAGUAUUUUAAUAUCAAGCCUUGUAAUUCUUCAACAGAUGAAUCAUCAUAUGUAGAAUAAUAAAAAAGAUGUGGAUUUAAAUAACUCAAAUGA